GCAGCUCAGCCCAUCAGCUCUGCUGCGUACGUGCAGAAUUAGAAAACCGAUUCUUUCUCCUCCUCUUUUUAAAGCAGCAACCAAUGGACGAGGUAAAGAUAAUCCUCUUAGGAGACGCUGGUGUGGGCAAGACGAGUCUCAUCAACUGCUUCAUUCACGAGGGAGACGGGCUGGGUAGCUCUGGCAAGCGGAGUGGAUCCGGUGGCGGCGUGAGAAGCUCUCAUUACGAUCCAGACGUGAGAGUGAAAGAAGUGAAACUGAGCGAUAGCAGAUCAGUAAAGACGUACCUACAUGACAGUCCUAGGAGAGAACACUCGUUCAAUUCGCAAAGUGUAGCGCCUAAUUUUUACCGCAAUGCAGAUGUAGUCAUACUGGUAUACGCAGUGGACGAGAACCCAACAUUGGAGGCACUGCAGGACUGCUGGGUAACAGAAUACGCCAGCUACCAAGACGUAACGAGUACCUCGUGGAUAAUCGUUGGUAACAAGAACGACCUCCCUCUUGACAUAGAUCAGAAGAACCUUGAUCAUCUGGUCCAGCGACUAGGAGGACCUAGUGAAGUUGUGACCCUAUUUGCUUCGGCUAAAACUGGGAAAAAUGUCAAAGAGGUGUUUGAGAUUGCUGCAAAGAAAGGCCACGACAGAAGGAAAAUGAAAGAAGGGACUUUGAAUUUAGCCGAUAGAAGAGCGAUUAAACCUAAAAGUGGAGGAGCAGCUGCUGGUGGAGGUAGCUCAAGAUCAGGUGGUGGGGGGUGCUGCUAAAUGUAAUUAAACUCUAAAUAGAUAGAUGAUAGAAUUACUUAUUAUUAUUAUUGUUGUUGUUGUUAUUAUUAAUCAUUAUUUGUUGAAAUAUGCUGCACACUAUGUCCCUUGCUUGGUAUAAUAUAUGUUAAAAUUGUCCCGUUACUAAUUAUUACUAUUAUUAUUAUUUAUUUUAAUUCAA
Molecule: messenger RNA, 942 nt
Organism: Amphimedon queenslandica
Lineage: Eukaryota; Metazoa; Porifera; Demospongiae; Haplosclerida; Niphatidae
Product: probable Ras-related protein Rab7
Exons: 2
Coding region: 84-761 (225 amino acids)
Molecular function (GO): GTPase activity; GTP binding
Source: RefSeq, a predicted model, not a curated record